UCUCUUGGCGUACGCUUCAAGAUCCACCUGAAACUCGCGGUGUUUCGUGGACUCAUAGCCAACAGGUGGAACACGCUGUCUUUUUAACCUGCCAAGAAUCGUUAGAACGUUAAACUUAUAUAGACGUGACGAUUAUUUAUAAUUUAAGUGAUACUAAGUGUGUACCUAUCAAAACUAAAAGUGUGAUUUUAAAUUCGAAUUUCACAGAGUUUAAUACCUACAAAGUGUCGUUCUAUAGAUUAGAUUAUAACACAUUACAUGCUUUAAGACGUUUAAAAAUACGAAGCACCAACAUAAAAAGAUUUAUUCCUUUAAUAUUUUUUGAAGCCUGAUGCUCAUAAUGGAUAUGCAGACAUCAUCACAUCUUAGCCAUGGGCUCGGGACACUCUCACAUCAGCUUCAACACCGUAAUAUACACCAGCCGCAGAUUCUUCACAGUACCCAAGAACAAACACUGAAUACAAGUACAGGCCAGCAUGAGCACGAUCACCAGCAUUUGCAACACCAUCACCUAUCACAUCAACAGCAUCAGGCCGUUUCACCGACAUUACACACUUUGCAGAGCACGCCGACAGGUGAUAGCCUGAGCACUGCUAUCAACCCUAAUCAAAAUCAGCAUGAUCAUCAACAUCAUGCCGGUAGUAACGUCUUUACCUCAUCACAUAUGGAAGAUAAGUCAAAAGUGAACAAAUUUGACGAAUAUUCUAACAGAAUAUUGGGCACCAUUUCGGAUACCAAUACGCCACCAUCUGCUAACAAUUUCAUGUCACAGGCCCAAGGCGUCGAAUGGAUGUCAGCAAUGAAUGAUGUUCAAAACGGGGCAGAAGACUCACACAGUUCUCAGGGCAGUAUUUCUGGUGAUGGUCAUGGAGGCGUUAAUCAACUAGGAGGCGUAUUUGUUAACGGGCGGCCACUACCCGAUGUCGUUCGUCAGCGUAUUGUGGAGCUCGCGCACAAUGGUGUCCGCCCAUGUGACAUAUCACGUCAGUUACGCGUGAGCCAUGGUUGUGUGUCUAAGAUACUAUCAAGAUAUUACGAGACUGGUAGUUUUAAGGCCGGUGUUAUUGGUGGCUCCAAGCCAAAAGUGGCCACCCCGCCGGUAGUAGAUGCAAUUGCCAACUAUAAGCGUGAAAACCCCACGAUGUUUGCUUGGGAGAUACGAGAUCGGCUUUUGGCAGAAGCUAUAUGCUCCCAGGAUAAUGUUCCCAGUGUUUCUUCGAUAAACCGCAUUGUAAGGAACAAGGCCGCCGAGAAGGCGAAACACGUACAUCAUCACCAACAGCAUCAUGUGCCACAGGGCCUCGGUGGCGGCCACAUGGCCACAGAAAGUCUCGAUAGCAGCACAGGAACGAACGGCGAACCGCAGCCCCCGGGUGGUGGAACCAGCAAUAGCAGCGCUAAUUCGGCAAACACAAACGCUUCUGCGGCGGCGAUUGCGACGCACGCAUCAAUACCGACGUCAGGCCCUGAUACUGUCCAAGUUUCAGUCGGCCAAAUCAAUGCGAACAGCAGUGACACGAGCAAUGGGAAUAUCAACUCAACGACUGAACAACGAACGACUGGAUAUAGCAUUAAUGGAAUUUUAGGAAUACAGCAUGGACACCAUUCUCACAACAAUAAUAACAACAGUAGCGUCAACAACAACAAUAAUACAGAUCCCACCAAUUGUAAACGUAAAAGAAUCGAAGCUCAUGAUGAGAACCGUGACACAAAUAUACAUUCCGAAGACGACGGCAAACGGCAGCGUAUGGGAUACAGUGGCGAACAACUUUAUCCAAAUAUAUGGUCAGGGAAGUGGUGUAUCAAGGAUGAGCACAAGCUGCUUGCCGAGCUAGGCAAUUUGACAACAGGCACCGGAAACUGCGCAGCAUCAUAUUAUGAGGCUCCAAACGGAUUUACUUCAAACUCGAUAUCUGGAUCUGGCCCGGGCCCGACACCGUCUAGCAGUGAUACGUCUAUGUUGUACGAUAGUAUUUCAACGAUUUCGCAAACUCAAAGCUCACUUUAUACACCGACAAUAGGGCCAUCAAUUGGAGGCAGUUCGCUUACACCUCUAGUCCCUAUAAGCAUGCAUGAAAUGAAGCUUAGUGCGAAUUCAGUGCAGGAACAGACAAUCGCUCCUUUUUACACAGCUCUAGCAUUUGACGGGAACUACUCAUCAAUCUCUAGCCUGGAAAAUGGCACCUCAUCAGUCGGACAAGUAAACAUUGAUGUUCCAGAAAGCUCCGAUCCGGCUAACCCUUGCACGAUGAGUACAAGGAUUGUGCAAGACCACUCGGAAGGUAAUAGUAACCAUGUUAAGGAGCCGCAGACGAACAGUGAUGGGGGCAGAGAGGAAAACAAUAAGGAGUCUGACAAACACAAUCCCAAUUCGGAAUCCAGUGAUCAUAUUUCUUUGCCACACCUACAUCAUAUGGCAGAAGAUCAAUUGAUCAGAGGAAACAGACGCCCUCAUUUAGGCACCAUCACGCACCCUUCUUCUCUAAUACUCCUGCAGCCGUCAACCUCAUCACUUAGUGGCCACGACGAUCGGUUAGACAUUGAACCAAAUCUACGUAAUAAUGUAGGCCUUUAUUCAACACCUACAGUGCUACCAAGUUUUAAUCACUACUCCGCAGGCUGUAGCUCAGUUGUGCCCAGUACAGAUUACGCCUACAACCCCGCCUAUACACAAUAUGGUGGCGCAUACGGAUCCUAUGGCUAUGGGGCUGGCGGCGGCUUGAUAAAUUCAUCAUACUACUACGAGAGCGGACAACCUCAGUCGACAUUAACGCCAGACCUGGUCAGGUCCCCUUUAGCUGCAACUCGGGCAAACUCCCUAGCAUCCGCUGCUUCGCCAGGAAGUGGAAGUGCGUGCACAAAAUCAGAAUCCUCAGACAUUUUUCUUGUUUAAUGCUGGUUCUUAGGCACUAGGAGCAUAAUUUACUGACUAAAUUAAAUUAUAUCAACAUUUGAAGUACUAUGAUUUCUUGUUUAAGAGGUAUACUUCUUUUUGUUAUUGCAUUUAAAGUCUGUUUAUGUAAAUAUCCACCUUAUACCACCAACUUAAAAACAAAGAAAAUCAAUUAAUGCAAGUCAAAAACAAACCAGUUUUAUGCAUGUAAGCAAGUUUAAGUGGGAAGAAUCUCUCAUUUUUCCCAACAAUUUGCAAUUAUAUUUAAAAAUGUAACUAGAAAAUUUUCAAAACUAAUUAUCCUGCGUUCUUUGCUCUCCGUGUAAUAAAGGGAUUUUGCAAUAAGUACAUAAGUACAUUUAAACAUGCUUACGUACGUAUGUAGAACAAAAUCUCGAACAGCUAGAAUGAUAUAAAGUGUUUAUUUAUCGGGGGGGUGACAGAUACCGCGGAGCUCUGAAUGGGGGUGGGUUUCUUAUGUGCAUCAAUACAAAUUCUACGCCGAGCGAUUUCUGUGGCACCCCCGCAUUAAAGGAUUUUGUAUAUAACAAAAAUUUUUAUACAAACAUGCAUUUAUGGAUCAAUUUAAGUUAAAACUUUAGGAGGCUUACAAAAAUAUCGAAAGAAGUGAAGUAUUUGAAAUAUUACAAAAAUAGUAUACUACUCUCAUACAUACGAAACCAAAAUGUCCAUUAAGGCGAUAUUCAACCAAAAACAUUGAAACAAAAGUUUUUAAAACUUUUAAAAUAUUUAUUUCCAUUAACUUUUCAUUAUUCAUAAUUUUUCAAUAAUAAUUAAUGUAAAAAUGUAUAUAAUUAAAUGAUUCUUAUAAAAUAUUAUCAGGCUACAUAAUGCACUAAGAUUUUAAGUUCAAAAGAAUGUGCACAACAAUAAAAUGUUGCACAUUUCUUAAAAUGUUGUGUAGAGUUAAUAAAUACCACAAAAUUUAUACAGCGCGCACUAAGCCACGGACUGUAUUAAAUUAGUUUACAAAUAAUUUAUAACCUAGCCCGAGUUGAAACUAAUCACAACUUGUUGGCAAACCCAUAUUUUAUUUGUAGGCAAAUUUGAGUAAGAAUAUUAUAUAAUUUGUGUUAGUAUUAGUAUUGCAAUGUUUUAUCGACUUAGCGAACUUCAUGAAAUACUUUUCCCUUCAAAUAGAUAAAUAAAUUACACAGGCCAACAGAAAUUUUCGUGCAUCCCUAAUCGGACUAAAAUUAUUACAAGCAAUUAUAAAUUUUGUGGGAAAACAAAAUGUAAUUUUAAUAUGAACCAUAAUAUAAAAAAGUUUGGACUCAAACUUCUUCAACAUUUACAAAUUAAUUUUUGAAGGAAAAUAAAAUUGCCUUGUGGCCUACAUAGCAUACCAAAGUGCGAGUGUAAUCCAAGCACAAAGCCUAAUUCUCUUGGCCUUUGUAAUAUACAUAUCUAACAUUAAAUAUUUUUAAUAUUUUUGUGUAACAGAAUGCCCAAAAAUUAAUGAUAAUAUGAAGUGUUAUUUUUAUUUGAUACUGGUAUUAAAAUGCAUAUAUUCUGAUCUAAAAUACUCUAGUAGAUUUCGAAACCAAAAUUUCAAUUGAAUCGUUGAGCUAUGUAUUUAGGCUAAAACUAGUUUUAAGUUACCGCUUAGUAUAAGAAAGCACAAACCAAAUUUAAAUAUAUAUAGAAA
Molecule: messenger RNA, 4562 nt
Organism: Drosophila subpulchrella
Lineage: Eukaryota; Metazoa; Arthropoda; Insecta; Diptera; Drosophilidae
Gene: sv
Product: paired box protein Pax-5
Exons: 13
Coding region: 332-2893 (853 amino acids)
Biological process (GO): anatomical structure development; regulation of transcription by RNA polymerase II
Molecular function (GO): DNA-binding transcription factor activity, RNA polymerase II-specific; RNA polymerase II cis-regulatory region sequence-specific DNA binding
Source: RefSeq, a predicted model, not a curated record